Messenger RNA from Paramecium sonneborni, 3095 nucleotides. The record is from the annotation of a GenBank genome assembly. NCBI's taxonomy places the organism in Eukaryota, Ciliophora, Oligohymenophorea, Peniculida, Parameciidae.
AUGAGUACUGAGUGUUCAGUGGUAUUCAAUGUAACAGUGAGAACAUCGCUUUCUUAGAUAGUUGGAGUGGUAGGUAAUUAACCAGAGUUAGGAAGUUGGAAUGAGAAGAAAGCAUGCAUUUUAAAAACAGAACCAGCAUCAUUUCCAAAAUGGGUGACUGAAAACCCUAUAAUAUUUUAGAGAGGUAAAAGGGAUACAUUAUUGAAGGAACAAAACUGGAAUUCAAAUUUGUGAUAAUAGAGAAUGGAAAAACAAUUUGGGAAGAAUUGCCAUAAAAUCGUAAAUAUCGAUGCCGAUAUUGGAAAGUCGCUUUGACAGCAGAGUGGAAUAAUUAUGAAGGCAGAGAGUUUAUAGAGAAAAGAUUUAAAUCUAGUGUGUGUUUAAAUUAAGAAGUUUUAAGUAAAGUCACAAGAACAAGAAUGAGUGAUUAAUUUGAUCCUUUUGAUUAAGCUAAUGAUGAUUCCGAAGAUUCUGUAGAAGGAUUUGAUAGUUUUGCAAGAGAAAUAGCUGGUAAAAAUGAUUCAGAAUCAUCAGAAUCAGAUAAUGAAAAGAAAAAGCCUAUAGUUGAAAUCAACAAAGAUAGUGAUUUUUAAUCGUUAUAUUAAUAAUAUAAUGAGAAUCCAAAAUUUAGAUAGUUGAAAAAUUUCAAUUAGAAUGAUAUCUUAUAUGAAGUUAAUGAAGAUCCAUUAAUAGGAAUAAGUGAUGAAGAUUCUUUACUUAUAUCAACUUUUUAUCUUCCUAUUGUAGUGAUAAAAAAAGAAGAUGGAUAAUAUGAAAAAAGAAAUUUUUAACAUUCUUUUAGUUUACAUCUUUUAUUUGGUGCAUAAUAAUUCAAUAGAACAUGGUUUGGUCUUCCAAUAGUAUUAAAUGAAAAAGGAGAGAAAAUUAAUGACACAAGUGAAUCAUUAAAAGCUUAUUUAAAAUAACAUGGAUUUGUUCCCAUAUAUGUUGAUUCAGAUUGUUUAGAAUAUUUUAAUUAAGAAUUCUGCACAAAAUUAUAUUAACCAAUUAUGAACAAUGAUGUUAGUAUUACAAAAUUAGCAGCUCUAGAAUAUUCAGAACAUAUGUAAGAAUGUUUUAAAAAGAUGAAUGAUUCUUUUUUUUAAGAAAUUAAACCAUAUAUAAAUUAAAGUUCUAUUGCCUUAAUAGCAGAUUAUCGAUUAUUAUAUUUAAGCUAAUUAUUUGUAAGUCAUAAAUUUACUAGACUACCUAUAGUAAUAUUUUAUAAUAGAUUAUUUCCUCAUUUUGAUAAUCUCAAAUUAAUUCCAUUCUAUUCUGAAAUAACUAAUUCUUUUUUACAAGCUAAUGUAAUUUGUUUUAGUAAUUAUGAUACUGCUAAUGAAUUCUUAACUAUUAUGAAGGAUAUCUAUUAGAUAGAAUAUCAUUCAUUUAAGGGGAAUUUAGCAUUUCAUUAUUAUGGCAGAGAAAUUUAUGUUAAAUUAUAGAAUCCUGGUAUAGAAAUUAAAGCAUGUGGAGAUUAUAGAUUUGAUGGAAAAUUUAAAAGAAAUCUAUUAGAAAAUGAAAUAAGAAUAGUUGGAGUAGACACUUAUGGACAUCAAUCAGGUGUAGAAUUAAAAUUUAGACAUCUUUUAAAAUUUAUUAAAGAAACUGAUAUCAUUCAAAAAAAUCCUCAUAUUAAGUUUAUCUAAAUAUAAUUAAAAGCAUUUGAAGAUAAUGAUGUAUAAAUUUAAAGAUCAUAAUUAAUAAAUCAAAUUUAAUAGAUUAAUUAAAUAUUAUAUCCAAAUAAUGAAGAUUAUUUUAUUAAAUUAAUUGAGGAAGAUAUGGAUUCUAAAUAACGUUUUGAAGAGUUCAGUAAAGCCAAUUUAUAUUUUUAAUGUAGAUAUAGUGGAAGACACGAUUUUUAUCUAUUAGAGUAUAUUCAUUUAAAUCCUAUGCCUAUAGCUUUAAUCAGUGAUUCUAGUUGUUUUCAUAGAGGUUGUCACUCUAUUUCAACGUUUAACGUAUUUUCACAUAAAGAUUUUAAAGAGAAAUUUUAUGAUUUAUUAGAUAAAAUACUGAAAAAGUCUUAUUAAUUUACUUAAGUUCAUAAAAUAUAGGUUGAAAAAGAUUAAUAAAUUAUUCGAUAGAAUUAAACAUCUUAAUGGAUAGAAAAUAUUUUUAUUGAUGCAAAGAAAGCUGCUUCAAUGCUUAAAUUUGCUUAGAUUAGUGUUAGAAAUAAAGAUGGUUAAUAAAUAAAAGUAGCUCAUAAUAUGAAAUUUUAAAAUUUAGAUAUUUAAUAAGUGGCUAGAGCAUAUUAAUAAGCAAUAAAAGGAAUAAUAAUUUUAGAAUUUGAAUCCAUAGUUAAUGACCAAUAUGUUAUUGAUUAUAAACCACAUCAUUUUUUAUAAUAAAGUCCUCAUAUGAAAGGAAAUGAAGAGGUAAUUGUAAUUAGAUAAGUUUAAUAAGAUAUUUUGUAAGCCUUAAAAGAACUAUCAAAAACAAAUAAAGUUUAUGUUAUUUCAAGUGGACUAUAUAAUGAAUUAUAAUCAAAUUUUAAUGGAUAGAAUGUUAAUUUAUUUGCAGAAAAUGGAUUUUUAUAUAGAUCGGAAUUAAAUUAAUGGAAUGCAUUGUUUAAUAUUGAUUAUUAAUGUUUAUCAUAAGUAAAAAAAGUAUUCAAUUAAUAUGCAACAAAAACUGAAGGAGCUGUUGUAGAAGUUAAAGAAAGUUCAAUAUGUUGGUAAUUAAAAAAUUAAGAAGAAUAUGCUUAACAAUUAAUUUAAGAUCUUGUUGAAAAUGUAUAAACUAUUGUUGAUCGUUAUUCAACUUUUUAAUUGAUAGUAAAAUCUAAUUGUGUUGAAGUUUGCCCUAAAAAUUUAAACAAAGGAAUGAUUUUAGAAUUGAUAAUGUAGAAAGAACAUCUUUAAAAUGGAAAAUUAGAUUUUGCUUUGGUUGUAGCAAGAGGUAUUGAAAAUGAAGAUGUUUUUUCUCAUUUUAAGGUAAUAACAUAAAGUAGAAAAUAUUUUACUGAGGUAACAAAUUUAUUUACUUAUUAGAAUGCUAAUCAUUUCUCAGUAUCGUAGGGUCUUGUACCAUCAUAUGCUAAUUAUUAUCUUAAUUCACAAAUAGAUUUAAUUCAACUAUUAAAAGCAAUGUGA